AUGGACUCGAAUAACGACGUGGAUUUCGACGCCUACUGGGAAGAGGAGAGCCGCAACAAGUACCGGAAUCGUAUUCGCGUUGGACGACAGUAUCAGGCUUCGGUACCUCCGCUUCUGAGACCCGGUGAAAGUGACGACCGUCAACUGGAAGAUCUCGAAACGCAGUACUGGAAGCCGUCGUUGGACGACGAAGCGAUCCACGAGUAUCUUUCGAUGGCGAAAGCUGUCAGCGUGUUCAGCUGUAGCCUCGAGUCCCAGAGUCACGACAAUCUCCAGAGCGCCAUAAGAGGCUUGACGGAGUUCGUAAUGAAACACCAUGAUCCGUGCCACCGGGACGCCGGUUGCAGAAUGUCCGUCAAGUCGAGUUGGACGAACAAAGAGGCCGAGCUCCUGGCGUGCGCUCUGGAGCGAUGCGAGAACGCCAAUCGGAAGAAAAUGGCCGAAGAAUACGACGAGAGCGGCAGCGACGACGCGGACGGGGUUGACGAAACGAGCGAUAUCGAGGCGGAUUGCCAACCAUCGUCGACGUCGGCCCUCGAGCUCCCUAUCGAUGUGAAUCCACCGUCCGAGAUCAAACCAGUCCCGGCGAGGGUUAUCGGUCGGAAAACCGACUCUCCGGUUUCGGAUUCUGGUUCGCCGACUGGACCAGCCCAGGCGACCGGGACAGCGGCGGGCGGCGCGACCCCCGUAAGCGCGAAAUCACGCGCAGAUGGCGCGAACACUAGUCAGCAGCUUCAGGACCCGUCGGCCGCGGGCCAAGGAAGUCUGAAGUUCUAUUUGAAAGGCCAGCUGAUUCUCAAGUUGAACGCCCAUCAGGAACGGAAAACCUGGGUCGAGGACCCCGACAAUCCAGCGGCCAGUAGCGGCCAGUUCGGUGGAGUCGCGGGGGCUCUCUCCGGGGGCCAGAACAGGCGGAAAGCUGGAAGGAAAGCCAACAGGAGUUCGACAACAUCAGGACCCAUUUCCUGGCUAGAUCGCGGCUCGCCUUCCCUGGAGAGCACGAGCUCUUUGGACUCGCACAACAGUACUUCGACGUCGGCGACAACCCCGACGUGUGCAGCAGCUACGCCGACGCCGUCGACCACAGCCGCAACUUCAACUGCGGCUACGAACGCAUUGCCCGCGGGAGGAAACAACGGCGGUGGCGGCGGCGGGAGCAGUAGUUCAAGUAGCAGCAGCUGUAGUAGCAGCAGUAGUAGUGCCGCUUCGUCGGCUGCCAACCCAGUGUCCCAACAGCCCGCUCCCCUUGACCUGUCCUCGCAACAAAGUUAGUUAGUGCUUGAGAGUCGAGGAAACGACGUAGAUGAGAUCAUCACCGCCACAAUAAUGAUUCUCAUAGCUGACUGCGGGCCACUUGUUGAGUGGCUGUACGACACGUCGGAGUGGUUCGAAGUCUGGUCGAGUCACUCGAAUGAAUCGCCGCCCCACGGUUUCUGUUGUGAUCAAGCUUGACGCCGCUAGGAUUUUUCUCUUUUGUUACUUGUCGAUCUCUGCCAUUCGAGUGGUCUCCGGUCGGAAAUCGGUGUAGUCGACUCGAAGCUGUGUAGACAAUGGUCUUCUAAGGGCAGCUUGUGCACGCCUGACGACU
Molecule: messenger RNA, 1588 nt
Organism: Galendromus occidentalis (western predatory mite)
Lineage: Eukaryota; Metazoa; Arthropoda; Arachnida; Mesostigmata; Phytoseiidae
Exons: 1
Coding region: 1-1272 (423 amino acids)
Biological process (GO): negative regulation of transcription by RNA polymerase II
Cellular component (GO): nucleoplasm; NuRD complex
Molecular function (GO): transcription coactivator activity; transcription corepressor activity; histone deacetylase binding
Source: RefSeq, a predicted model, not a curated record